Molecule: messenger RNA, 1509 nt
Organism: Cataglyphis hispanica
Lineage: Eukaryota; Metazoa; Arthropoda; Insecta; Hymenoptera; Formicidae
Gene: Fam92
Product: CBY1-interacting BAR domain-containing protein 1-A
Exons: 7
Coding region: 112-1179 (355 amino acids)
Biological process (GO): cilium assembly
Cellular component (GO): ciliary transition zone; ciliary basal body
Source: RefSeq, a predicted model, not a curated record
UUGUGCUUUCCGCUUUACGAAAACUUUAUCGUGGCAAAUAAACUCGUCGCAUAGAAAAGUUUACAAUAUAUUAUAAGUAAAAAUUUAAGAUAUAUUUUACAGAAAAAAAAAAUGCUUCGAACACGGUCCCAGAGCAGCGUGUAUGAACAGGAAGCGAAAUUUGUGCAAGAUCGCAUAACGGGCGUGGAAAAACACUUUGCCGAGUUAUGCACAAUAUUUGCGGCAUUCGCUAGAAAAACGGCCAGGUUGCGCGAUAAAAGUGAUGAACUGGCUAAAAAAAUUCAAACUUACGCCGAUUCGGAAAUUAUAAAUCGAUCUCUUAGCGCCGGACUCGCAAAUUUUUCAGCCACAUUAUCGGUUAUCGGCGAUUAUAGAGAUGCAGAAGUACAAAGAUUAGAUGCCAAGAUAAUUGCACCUCUCUCGCAGUACGCGACAAUUUGCAAACAUGCUCGUGAUGACGUUAAAAGUACCUUUGCAGCACGUGAUAGAGAACUCACCAGACGAAGACAUUUGGACAAAGUCCGAGAAAGAAAUCCCAGGAAUCACCAAAUGAUAUCGCAAGCCAAAUCGGAGCUGAUGAAAGCAUCUGUUGAAGUAUCCCGAGUAGUAAAAGGAUUGGAAGAGCAAAUCGAUUCGUUCGAACGACGAAAAUUACAUGAUUUGAAAUCCAUACUUUUAGACUUUGUCACCAUCGAAUUGAGCUUUCAUACAAAGGCCCUCGAGCUUUUAACUAAAGCUUAUCAAGACAUCGCGUCUAUAGAUGAGAUAAAAGAUCUUGAGGACUUUCAAAUCGCGAGAGGAGAAAUGAAUGGGGAAUUUAGAGAGACAAUGCGCGUCCCCGAUUCCGUUGCAAGAUUAGACACAGUGAAUAGAACUUCAUUUCGACAGGCUUAUUCAUUAACGAAUUUAGCCAACCGAUUCGCAUCCUCUCCCAUGGCAUCGCAGAAAUCAAGUAAUCGAGAAGCUGAAUCUGUCGUAAGUGCAAAAUUCGAACACGUUGCUCCUUAUACUGUUCUAUCAUUAGAUCUUAAUAUAAAAACAUUACAGGAUUCUGUACAAACUGGAUUCACAAAUUCUUCUGAAUCAGUUCAAGUUGAGGAGUAUGCGAAUAGUACGGAGGAAACAGAAUCAGAAUCAAUUCGAGAGAAGCCUGUGAGAACUAGGCAUAAAUCAAUGUAAUUUCAAUUAUAUUUCUAACUUUGUCCUUCUAUCUUUCUAGAGAACAGUAUCAAGACACUCUGGAUCUAAAAUAAAGAAACGCUUCAUUCUCAAACCUAUUCCACCAAUUCCUACAUGUCAGAAGUCCUUAAUAUCAUCUAUAAUAUAUCGCAUACCUUCUAAAAUGAAUAAGACAAAGUAAACCUUGCAUUAUAAAUUUAUCUUUCAAAAAUAUUUGAUUAUUUAUACUUUACAAUAUAAUUUAAAUGUCUAUAGAUAUAAAAAUUUUAACUAAGAUAAGACUUGUAUUAAAUAAUUGCUUUUAUAGAAGAAAAGAAUAUUAUAUGUACA